AUGAGUGGUCCGCCCAGCCUGCCGCCUCCGAGACGCAGCAGUAUGGCCCAGAAGCGAAACCCCGCCUCCAUGAAGAAGUCCUCAGCGCCGCCGCCUCCGGAGAACGGUUCCGCCACCAAUGGAACCAACCCCAAACCUUCAUCAACUUCUCAAUCGCCUGUUGCAGGGGAGAGGACAGUGAAGAAUCUGAGGUUGUCUAAGGCACUUACAAUUCCAGAGGGAACCACUGUGUCGGAUGCCUGUAGGAGGAUGGCGGCAAGGCGUGUUGAUGCUGUUCUUCUGACCGAUGCUAAUGCCUUGCUUUCGGGAAUUGUUACUGACAAGGACAUAACAACCAGGGUCAUAGCUGAGGAGUUGAGGCCAGAUCAGACAACAAUUUCGAAAGUAAUGACAAGAAACCCAAUUUUUGUGAACUCAGAUUCAUUAGCUAUUGAUGCUUUGCAAAAGAUGGUCCAAGGAAAAUUCCGGCACCUUCCUGUGGUGGAGAAUGGUGAAGUUAUAGCACUAUUAGAUAUUACAAAGUGUCUGUAUGAUGCCAUAUCAAGAAUGGAGAAGGCUGCUGAGCAGGGGAGUGCAAUUGCAGCGGCAGUCGAAGGCGUUGAGCGUCAACUUGGAAAUAAUUUUUCUGCACCAUUGGCUUUUAUAGAAACACUUAGGGAACGCAUGUUCAAGCCUUCAUUGUCUACGAUCAUUUCUGAGACUUCUAGGGUUGCAACUGUAUCGCCUUCAGAUCCUGUUUAUGUUGCUGCUAAAAGAAUGCGUGAAUUACGGGUCAAUUCGGUUCUUAUUAUGACAGGAAGCAACAUCCAGGGGAUACUCACUUCAAAAGAUAUACUCAUGCGAGUUGUGGCCCAAAACCUCUCUCCUGAACUGACGCUUGUUGAAAAGGUUAUGACACCUAGCCCUGAAUGUGCAACCCUGGAGACGACUAUUCUUGAAGCAUUGCACAUAAUGCAUGAUGGAAAGUUUUUGCAUCUUCCAGUUGUAGACAAAGAUGGAGGUGUUGCUGCCUGUCUAGAUGUUUUGCAGAUAACUCAUGCAGCAAUUUCUAUGGUUGAGAGUAGCUCUGGCACUGUUAAUGAUGUUGCAAAUACAGUAAUGCAAAAUUUCUGGGAUUCAGCUCUUAAUUUGGAAGCCCCUGAUGAUUAUGACACUCACAGUGAAAUGUCUAUGUCCCAUCCUUCAGAUGCUACCGAACAUGCAAAGUCUGCAUACCCAAAUCUCGGCCUCGGAAACUCAUUUUCUUUCAAAUUCAAGGACCACAAAGGGCGUGUCCACCGAUUUAGUUUCGGCACCGAAAAUCUAGCUGAACUAGUCUCUGCUGUUAUGCAACGAGUUGGUGCACACAGUGAUCAGCAACCCCCUCAGCUGUUGUACGAAGAUGAUGAAGGCGAUAAAGUCCUGCUCACGACGGAUGGAGAUCUUAUUGGUGCCAUAACCCAUGCAAGAUCUGCCGGACAAAAGGUCUUGAGGUUACAUUUAGAUUACCACGAUUCAAAUCUCGAAACAGAGCAGCCAUUGGCUGAAAAGAUCGAGAUUGCAGAGAAAGCUGGGCCCGCCUCUAUACGUUACGGGAUAUUUGCAGGUGCACUCGUUCUCACAGGCUUUGGUGUGUUGGUCUACUUGAAGCGCACAAAAAAUUGA
Molecule: messenger RNA, 1644 nt
Organism: Striga hermonthica
Lineage: Eukaryota; Viridiplantae; Streptophyta; Magnoliopsida; Lamiales; Orobanchaceae
Source: the annotation of a GenBank genome assembly